AUGGUGGAGACCUUAGAGGAAUGGUAUGGAGGGGUGUUGGUUCAGUCGUGUAACAUCAGGUGUAUGAAUGGCGGCAGCUGCCAGGAGGACACCUGCGCCUGUUCAAAGGGAUACACAGGCAGUCACUGUGGACAACCUGUGUGUGAAAAUGGCUGCCAGAACGACGGGCGCUGCAUCGGGCCCAACAGAUGUGCAUGCGUCUACGGUUUCACUGGACCACAAUGCGAGAGAGACUACAGGACGGGACCAUGUUUCACCCAGGUGAACAACCAGAUGUGCCAGGGACAGCUCAGCGGCAUCGUCUGCACCAAAACUCUGUGCUGCGCUACGAUUGGUCGAGCGUGGGGACACCCCUGCGAACAGUGCCCCGCCCAACCGCACCCCUGCAGACGAGGCUUCAUCCCCAACAUCCGCACCGGCGCCUGCCAAGAUGUGGAUGAGUGCCAGGCAGUACCAGGUCUGUGUUCUGGGGGGAACUGUAUCAACACUGUUGGAUCCUACGAGUGUAGAUGUCCUGCCGGACAUCGUCAGAGUGAAACCAGCCACAAAUGUGAAGAUAUUGAUGAAUGCAGCACCAUUCCUGGCGUGUGCGAUGGAGGAGAAUGCACUAACACUGCCGGUAGCUACGUCUGCACCUGUCCGCGAGGAUACAUCUCCACCACGGACGGAUCCAGAUGUGUGGAUCAGCGUGUGGGCGUCUGUUUCUCUGCUCUCUCCAACGGGCGCUGUGCAGCAGAGCUGAACGGGCAGUACAACAAAAUGCAGUGUUGCUGUGAAACGGGUCGCUGCUGGGCUUUAGGCCAUAUCCCUGAGAUGUGUCCUGUCAGAGGAUCAGAUGAGUACAGGCGACUGUGUAUUGUGGGGGUUCCCCAAGGACAUGGGCUUCCUCAUAGCUUCCCUAGUGGAUAUUUUCCCAACAACAAUGGCAACUAUGGAUUCAAGCUUCCACCUAGUGUGUCAAAUGGGAACGGUAAUGGAAAGACUGGUGGCAAUGGAGGAGGGGAAGGCUUUGGAGACAACGGCGGGACAUUUGGGGGCAAUGGAGGCACCUUUGGGGGCAAUGGUGGGACUUUUGGGGGUAAUGGAGGAGGAUUGAACCAUAUCGGUGCUGCUUCUGUGAACGAAACCAUUGAUUUUUGCAAACAUUUCAUCCAUCUGUGUUUGAACGGGCGCUGUAUCCCGUCACAUGGAAGUUACCGCUGUGAGUGCAACAUGGGCUUCAAGCAGGAUGUCCGUGGGGAGUGUAUUGAUGUGGAAGAGUGUGUGAGUAACCCAUGCAUUAAUGGAGACUGUGUCAACACACCUGGAUCAUACCACUGCAAAUGCCAUGAGGGAUACCAGGGAACCCCCACCAAACAAGCCUGCAUUGACAUUGAUGAGUGUAUUGUGAAUGGAGUCAUGUGUCGCAACGGCCGCUGUGUCAACACAGAGGGGAGUUUUCAGUGCAUCUGCAACGCUGGCUUUGAGCUUACUCCUGAUGGAAAGAAUUGUAUUGAUCACGAUGAGUGUGCCACUACCAACAUGUGUCUCAAUGGCAUGUGCAUCAACGAGGACGGCAGCUUUAAGUGCAUCUGCAAGCCCGGCUUUGAGUUGGCUCCUAACGGACGUUACUGCACCGACAUCGAUGAGUGUCAGACACCGGGUAUCUGUAUGAACGGGCGCUGCAUCAACAGCGAAGGCUCCUUCCGCUGCGAGUGUCCACCGGGCCUGGCCGUUGACGUAGAUGGACGAGUGUGUGUGGACACGCACAGGAGGACCACCUGCUAUGGUACUAUAAAGAUGGGCACGUGCUCGCGUCCGUUCCCAGGGGCAGUGACCAAGUCAGAGUGCUGCUGUGCGAGUCCUGAACAUGGUUUUGGGGAGCCCUGCCAACCCUGCCCAUCCAGAAACUCAGCUGAGUUUCAGGCUGUGUGCAGCAGUGGAAUUGGAAUCACAACUGAUGGGAGAGACAUCAACGAGUGCGCCUUGGACCCAGACAUUUGUCAGAACGGCAUGUGUGAAAACCUCCGAGGAAGCUACCGCUGUAUCUGCAACAUCGGUUACGAGUCAGACACAAGUGGCAAGAACUGUGUUGACAUCAAUGAGUGUUUGGUGAACCGGCUGCUUUGUGACAACGGUCUGUGCAGAAACACUCCCGGCUCCUACACCUGCUCCUGUCCUAAAGGCUUCGUCUUUAAACCCGAUUCAGAGACGUGUGAAGACAUAAACGAAUGUGAGUCGAGCCCGUGUAUUAACGGACUGUGUCGCAACGUGGCCGGGUCCUUCAACUGUGAGUGCGCUCAUGGAAGCAAGCUGGACUCUACAAACACCAUCUGUGUGGAUAGCAUGAAGAGCACUUGCUGGCUCACGAUACAAGACAACCGCUGCGAGGUGAACAUCAACGGAGCCACGCUGAAGUCGGAGUGCUGCUCCACGCUGGGAGCGGCCUGGGGCAGUCCCUGUGAACCCUGCGAAAUCGAUACUGCUUGUUCUCGAGGAUUUGCUCGCAUGAAGGGCCUUGUUUGUGAAGACAUUAAUGAGUGUGAGGUGUUCCCUGGCUUGUGUACGAAUGGGCGAUGUGUGAACACGCAGGGCUCGUUCCGCUGCGAGUGUGCUGCAGGUCUGACCCUGGACAGCAGCGGUCGCACGUGUGUGGACAUGCGCAGUGAGCAGUGCUACAAGAAAUGGCAUGAGGAUGAGUGUGGCGAGCCACUGUCAGGGAGAUACCGUGUGGAUAUGUGCUGCUGUUCUGUCGGUGCCGCCUGGGGGGUCGACUGUGAGGAGUGUCCCAAAGAAGGGACACCUGAGUUUAACACCAUAUGUCCCAGAGGUCCAGGUUUCGCAAACAGAGGAGAUAUUCUGACUGGCAGGGCCUUCUAUAAAGAUGUGAAUGAGUGUAAGGUGUUCCAGGGUCUGUGCACCCAUGGGACCUGCAGAAACACAAUUGGCAGUUUCAAGUGUCGCUGCAACAGCGGCUUCGCUCUCACAGCUGAGGAGAGGAACUGCACAGAUAUUGAUGAGUGCCGGAUCUCCCCUGACCUGUGUGGUCACGGUACAUGUGUCAACACUCCCGGCAGCUUCGAGUGCGAGUGCUUUGACGGCUAUGAAAGCGGUUUCAUGAUGAUGAAGAACUGCAUGGACAUUGAUGAAUGUGAGAGGAACCCCCUGUUGUGUCACGGAGGAACCUGCCUGAACACGGACGGGAGUUACGAGUGUGAAUGUCCCCCUGGAUACCUGCUCAGCAGUGACGCAUCUGUCUGCGAAGACAUGAAUGAGUGUCAGCUGAGUGAGAAUCUGUGCAGACACGGUCAGUGUGUCAACAUGCCCGGGACGUACCAGUGCUCCUGUAACACUGGUUACCAGGCGACACCAGACCGCCAGGGCUGUGUCGAUAUUGACGAGUGUACCAUAAUGAACGGAGGAUGCGAGACCCACUGCACCAACUCGGAGGGCAGCUACGAGUGCAGCUGCAGUGAGGGCUAUGCUCUAAUGCCUGACCUCAGAACAUGCUCUGAUAUUGACGAGUGCGAGGAGACUCCAGACAUCUGUGAUGGAGGCCAGUGCACCAACAUCCCUGGAGAAUAUCGCUGUCUGUGUUUCGAUGGAUUCAUGGCCUCCCUGGACAUGAGGACCUGUAUCGAUGUGAACGAGUGUGAUUUGAACCCAAACAUCUGUCUCCACGGUGACUGUGAGAACACCAAAGGCUCCUUCAUCUGCCACUGUCAGCUGGGAUACUUUGUCAAAAAGGGAUCCACGGGCUGCACCGAUGUUGACGAGUGUGAGAUCGGAGCGCAUAACUGUGACAUGCAUGCUGCUUGCAUCAACGUGCCGGGAAGCUUCAAGUGUCGCUGUCGAGACGGCUGGGUGGGAGACGGCAUCAAGUGUGUGGAUUAUGAUGAAUGCUCCUCUGAGGACUACAACUGUCACCCCAAUGCCGACUGUGUCAACACACCUGGGUCCUACAGGUGUACGUGCAAAGAAGGCUUCAACGGAGAUGGUUUUUCAUGCUCUGACAUGGACGAGUGCGCAGACAAUGUCAACCUGUGUGAGAACGGCCAGUGUCUGAACGCUCCGGGGGGUUAUCGCUGCGAGUGUGAGAUGGGCUUCACUCCUACAGAGGACAGCAAGGCCUGUCAAGACAUAGACGAGUGUAAUUUCCAGAACAUCUGUGUGUUCGGAACGUGCCAGAACCUUCCAGGGAUGUUCCGUUGCGUGUGUGAUGAAGGUUACGAACUGGACCGCAGUGGAGGGAACUGCACGGACAUUAACGAGUGUGCUGUUCAUGUGAACUGCCUCAAUGGACUCUGCGUGAACAUACCAGGAAGUUACCUGUGUAACUGUCCUACUGACUUUCAGCUCAACCCCACUGGAGUGGGCUGCGUGGAUACUCGUGUGGGUAACUGCUUCCUGGAUAUCCUUCCCCGUGGCGACGGAGGAAUCUCCUGCAACGCAGAGAUUGGCGUGGGCGUAACUCGAGCUUCCUGCUGUUGCUCUGAUGGAAAAGCUUGGGGAAACCCUUGUGAAUUCUGCCCCACAUCCAACUCCUCGGAAUAUAAGACUCUCUGUCCAGGAGGGGAGGGGUUCAGACCCAACCCCAUCACUGUUCUUCUGGAAGAUAUUGACGAAUGCAUGGAACUACCGGGUCUCUGCCAGGGUGGAAACUGUAUUAACACAUUUGGCAGUUUCCAGUGUGAAUGUCCAGUAGGCUACUAUCUCAAUGAAGAGACACGCAUCUGUGAAGAUAUUGACGAGUGCUCUGCUCAUUUUGGCAUUUGUGGGCCUGGCACAUGCUACAACACUCUGGGCAACUACACCUGUGUGUGUCCCCCCGAGUACAUGCAGGUCAAUGGAGGCAACAACUGCAUGGACAUGAGAAAAAGUGUGUGCUACCGCAACUUCAACGACACGUGUGAGAACGAGCUGUCGUUCAACAUGACCAAGAAAAUGUGCUGCUGCGCCUACAACGUGGGAAAAGCUUGGAAUAAGCCCUGCGAGCCCUGUCCUACUCCUGCUACCACUCAGUAUCAGGUUCUGUGUGGUAACCUCUCUCCUGGUUUCAUCAUUGACAUCCACACUGGGAAACCAGUUGAUAUUGACGAGUGCAGGGAAAUCCCUGGCAUCUGUGCCAAUGGAGUGUGCAUCAACCAGAUCGGAAGUUUCCGUUGCGAAUGUCCAAUGGGCUUCAGCUACAACAACAUACUGCUGAUAUGUGAAGAUAUUGAUGAAUGUAACAGCGGGGACAACCUGUGCCAGCGCAACGCAAACUGUAUCAACAUUCCAGGCGGUUACCGCUGCGAGUGCUCGCAGGGAUUCAAACUGUCGCCCAGCGGGGCCUGUCUGGAUCGUAACGAGUGUCAGGAGAUUCCUAACGUGUGCAGCCACGGUCAGUGUAUCGACACGCAGGGCAGUUAUCGUUGUCUCUGCCACAACGGCUUCAAAGCCACCACUGAUCAGACGAUGUGCAUGGAUAUUGAUGAGUGUGACAGACAGCCCUGUGGUAAUGGCACCUGUAAAAACACAGUGGGGUCCUACAACUGUCUCUGCUUCCCCGGCUUUGAGCUCACGCACAACAACGACUGCAUGGACAUAGACGAGUGCUUUGCCCUUCAGGGCCAAGUGUGCAGAAACGGACAGUGUAUCAACGGGCUUGGAUCCUUCCAGUGUCUCUGCCACGAGGGUUAUGAAAACACACCUGAUGGGAAGAACUGCAUCGAUAUAAAUGAGUGUAUCAGCCUACCUGGGACUUGCUCCCCAGGAACUUGUCAGAAUCUGGAUGGAUCAUUCAGAUGCAUCUGCCCUCCUGGCUACGAAGUGCAUAAUGAGCAGUGUUUAGACAUCAAUGAAUGUGAUGUAGAGCCAAACAUCUGCCAGUUUGGCACCUGCACCAACACUCCCGGCAGCUUCCAGUGCUCCUGCCAACCGGGCUUUGUGCUCUCUGACAACAAGCGGCGCUGCUACGACACCAGAGAGAGCUUCUGUUUCACCAAGUUUGAGGGGGGAAAAUGUUCCGUCCCCAAAGCCUUCAACACCACCAAGGCCAAGUGUUGUUGCAGCAAGAUGCCCGGGGAGGGCUGGGGUCUUCCCUGUGAGCUGUGCCCCCGAGAGACUGAUGCUGCUUUUAACACCCUUUGUCCAUAUGGUCACGGAGCUCUGCCUGGACUGGGCGAUACUCGAGAAGAUAUGAACGAAUGUCUGGAUAACCCUGGAAUCUGUCAGAAUGGCAUAUGCAUCAACACGGAUGGUUCUUUCCGAUGUGAAUGUCCCUUUGGAUACAAUCUGGAUUACACUGGAGUCAACUGUAUUGACACUGAUGAGUGCUCCAUUGGAAACCCGUGUGGAAAUGGAACGUGCACCAAUGUGGUGGGCGGAUUUGAGUGUUCGUGCCAUGAGGGCUUUGAGCCUGGACCUAUGAUGACUUGUGAAGACAUAAACGAGUGCUCCCAGAAUCCUCUGCUCUGUGCUUUCCGCUGCGUCAACAUGUUUGGCUCCUAUGAGUGCGUGUGUCCAACUGGAUAUGUGCUGCGGGAUGACCAACGAAUGUGCAGAGACCAGGACGAGUGCUCCGAGGGUCUGGAUGACUGCGACUUGAAAGGUAUGACCUGCAAGAACCUGAUUGGAACCUUCAUGUGCAUCUGUCCUCCUGGUAUGCAGCGACGGCCAGAUGGAGAGGGAUGUAUGGACUUGAACGAGUGUCGUGCCAAACCUGGCAUCUGUAAGAACGGUCGCUGUAUCAACACUGUGGGAAGCUACCGCUGCGAGUGCAAUGAUGGCUUUGAGCCAAGUUCAACUGGGACUGAAUGCAUUGACAACAGAAAAGGCUUCUGUUACACAGAGGCUCUGUCAACAAUGUGCCAACAGUCGUCAACUAACAGGAACAGCGUGACCAAGUCUGAGUGCUGCUGCAAUGCGGGUCGAGGCUGGGGGUCCCAGUGCGAGCUGUGCCCACUCCCCGGCACCGUACAGUACAAGAAGAUGUGCCCACUUGGACCUGGAUACACUACAGAUGGUAGAGACAUCAACGAGUGUCAGGUGCUGCCAGAUCUGUGCCGCAACGGUCAGUGCAUAAACACCAUUGGAUCGUUCCGCUGCCACUGCAACAUAGGAUACAAAGCCGACUUCACUGCGACUGCCUGCGUUGAUGUGGAUGAAUGCUCAUUGUCUCCGAAGCCUUGUAACUUCCUGUGCAAAAACACUGAAGGCAGCUACCUGUGCUCCUGCCCCAGGGGAUACAGUCUCCAACCAGAUGGAAAAACAUGCAAAGAUCUGGAUGAGUGUUCAACGAAACAGCACAACUGCCAGUUCCUUUGUGUUAACACCAUCGGAGGUUUCACCUGCAAGUGUCCUCCCGGCUUCUCCCAGCAUCAGACCGCCUGCAUUGACAACAAUGAGUGCUCAGCUCAGACUAGUGCUUGUGGCUCUCGAGCAUCUUGUGUCAACACACCUGGAAGCUUCAACUGCGAAUGCUCUAAAGGUUUCUCCUUGGACAGCUCAGGCAUGGAGUGUGAGGAUGUGGAUGAAUGUAGCAAUAACCAUCGUUGUCAGCACGGCUGCCAGAACAUGCUGGGAGGUUACCGCUGCGGAUGUCCUCAGGGUUACGUGCAGCACUACCAGUGGAACCAAUGCGUGGAUGAAAACGAGUGUCAGGGUGGCACUGUUUGUGGUUCGGCUUCCUGUUACAACACACUGGGCAGCUUCAAGUGCGUCUGUCCGUCUGGCUUUGACUAUGAGCAGAAUACUGGCGGCUGUCAAGAUGUGAAUGAAUGUACAACGAGCACAAACCCCUGCAUCUAUGGCUGCUCCAACACUGAUGGUGGUUACCUGUGUGGCUGUCCAGGUGGUUUCUUCAGAGCAGGACAGGGUCACUGUAUAACAGGCUCAGGUUUCCCAGGCCAGCUUGUGGAGGGUGAGGAGGAUGACAGUCUUUCUCCUGAGGCCUGCUACGAGUGCAAGAUCAACGGAGGAGGGAAGAAUGGAAGACAGAAGCGUAGCACUGGUGACAAUGAGCUUAACCAGGAACCGCAGGUGAGCAUGGCCAGUGUGGACACACAGGCGUCCAUUCCCAUGAACAUGUCGUUGGCUUCACUACUCGACAAGGAGCCUCUGCUGGAGCUUCUUCCUGCCCUGCAGCCCCUGGAGCACCACGUACGUUACAUCAUAACCCACGGCAACGCUGACGAACACUUCCGCAUAUUUGAAAGCCGUGACGGAAAGAGCGUGCUCCGGCUUGGCAAGAGGCCGCCUCUGCCGGGAUCUUACCGGCUGGAGAUUGCCAGCCUGCCUCUGUUUGGGCCACGCAGACUGCAUCAGCUGGAGAAGCAGCAUGACAGUGACUACCUACGAGGGGAAAUAGGAGACGCCCUGCGCAUCAAGCUGCACAUCCACCUGCACUGA
Molecule: messenger RNA, 8370 nt
Organism: Nematolebias whitei (Rio pearlfish)
Lineage: Eukaryota; Metazoa; Chordata; Actinopteri; Cyprinodontiformes; Rivulidae
Gene: fbn3
Product: fibrillin 2b
Exons: 62
Coding region: 1-8370 (2789 amino acids)
Molecular function (GO): calcium ion binding
Source: RefSeq, a predicted model, not a curated record